This is a messenger RNA of Bombina bombina (fire-bellied toad), 1093 nucleotides long. It is a transcript of the gene SPTSSB, whose product is annotated as serine palmitoyltransferase small subunit B. Gene Ontology annotation, molecular function: serine C-palmitoyltransferase activity. The record is from RefSeq and is a predicted model, not a curated record. The transcript is spliced from 2 exons. The coding region runs from base 161 to 403 and encodes 80 amino acids. Gene Ontology annotation, cellular component: serine palmitoyltransferase complex. NCBI's taxonomy places the organism in Eukaryota, Metazoa, Chordata, Amphibia, Anura, Bombinatoridae. Gene Ontology annotation, biological process: ceramide biosynthetic process; endoplasmic reticulum organization.
CUGAAAGCUUGUGUACUGAUGGAUACAUCGUUUGUUUGCUUUACCUCUCCCUGACAGUUAAAGCUGUUUGAGGCUUCCUGUAUGUAAUUGCUUUACAACACAUUGGAAGACUGAUACUUUUAAGCCAGAAAAGGUCUCAAGCUGUGAAACGCUUAACGCUAUGGAUGUAAAACGCAUAAAGGAAUACCUUUCUUGGCUAUAUUACCAGUACCUUCUUAUCACAUGCAGCUACGUCCUGGAACCAUGGGAGCAAUCUAUUUUUAACACUGUUCUAUUGACUGUGAUAGCAAUGGUGGUCUACAGCUCCUAUGUCUUCAUCCCAAUCCACAUUCAGUUUGCCAUGGAAUUUUUUGCUCAUAUAUUUGGAGAACAACAGGAAAGUACUGUUGCCCUUCUAAGCUGACUCCCUGUUAAUCUUAACUUUCAGUAUUUUGAAUGCUCACAUUAGCUGCUUUUGAAAAUCAGGAGGAUCUGAGUGCUUUUAAUAUGUUUACUGAACAUUCUAGCUGUUAUGUGGAGGAAAUACACCUUUUGCUUUCAUUAUAUAUUUUAAUAUAGUGAUUUAACUUGCAAAUAGAGAACUCAACUGCACAAAAUGUAUCCUUCUACAAUUCUGUAUAUACUGUGUAUUAAAAUGUAGUGUUUGUUUCUAUAUAUAAAUAUAUUUUUUCUUAUCAUGCCAAAAUACAAUAAUGCAUUUUUGGUCUAAAACGUCAUAAUUUCAUUAUUUUUUCUAUAUAUGGGGUAUAAGGCAUCGUUUAAAUGUGUAUUUAUUCGUGAAACCUUAAGCUCCUUUGUUCAAAAAUUGAGUGACAUUUUAUAAGUUUAAAUCUAUCCUUGAACUAAACUAAUGCAAGUCAUAUAAAUUGGCUACUUUUAAACCUUCCAGUAUGCAAAAAAUGAAGUUUUGUGGUUUAAGUUCCUUGAAUAUUGUUCACUCUUUAUCUUGCUGGACAAGUUUGGAUGCAGUAAUUUGAGUCGCCUUAUGACAGAACAGCCAAUUCCUAACAUUCUUCCUUCAAUAUUUUUGCUGUCUGCUUUUAUAGCUUUGUAUCAAUUCACCAAUGCUUUAUUAUUAAAUAUUUAUUGAGAA